GAAAGGCCACGCCCACCCAGCAGCGGUCGUGCUGGCCCGGCUUGCAGAAGGUUGGCGGUGGCCAUUCAUUCUUCUGCGGUCCGCCGGAGGACGUGGAACAAGAAAAGAAAAACGGACCCGCAAGGAGGAGAGAAAGAAAAAAAAGAAAAGCCCCAGAAAAGAGGACACAAUUCGGCGACAAGUCGAGAAGAAAGUUAUCCACCUUCGACGGCGACUUUAGGCGUCCUUCCUUCGCCGCCCAUCCUCCGAUUUGUCACUUGGACUAAGCAACAACCACAUCCAUCAGAGAGUUUCGGGGUGCGGCGUCAGGAGCAGUGCAAGGUUUUCAAGGUCCGACACCAGAAGUUACGCAACGUUUUCAAGUUCCGACAUCAAUGGUGUGUCCGCGUCUGACGUGAGGCCAGGUGGUCCGGCCCAGGGGAAGGCCGCAUCAAAAGGAUGUAGACGGCGAGCGCCAGGCGGAAGACGAAGGACGGCCGAGCUGCGUGCGAGAGGAGGAGGAGGAGGAGGAGGAGGAGGAGGGGAGAUAAAAGGAACCCUGGACCAGGAAGUGAGGCGAGAGACGACUUCUGUUGGCGUGAAGAGCGCCCGGGACCGUGCGGCAGCAUGUGUCAUGUGAUCGUCACCUGCCGCUCCAUGCUGUGGACUCUGCUGAGCAUUGUGGUCGCCUUCGGCCAGCUCAUCGCCUUCAUGAGCACCGACUGGCUGGUGGGCUACCCGCGCACGCCCGACGCCGUCUUGGGCGGACACCACGGCACCACGGCGGCGGGCGAGGCCUACAGACCCACGCUGGGCCUCUACGGCCGCUGCGUCAAGCUGCCGCACCUGAAGCGCGGCGUGCUGUGCGGCCCGUACGCCGUCCACUUCGGGGAGAUCGCCAGCGGCUUCUGGCAGGCCGCCUCCAUCUUCCUGGCGGCCGGCAUCCUGCUGCUGUGCGCCGUGGCCUUCGUCUCCGUCUUCAGCGUCUGCUUCCAGAGCAUCUUGAAGAAGAGCAUCUUCAACGUCUGCGGCCUGCUGCAAGCCAUCGCAGGUCUCUUCCUGAUCCUGGGCCUGAUGCUGUACCCCGCCGGCUGGGGUUCGGACAAGGUCCAGCUGUACUGCGGGCCGGACGCGGCGCCGUACCGCGCCGGCCUGUGCUCCAUGGGCUGGGCCUUCUACACGGCCAUGGGCGGCACGCUGCUCACCUUCGUGUGCGCCGUCUUCUCGGCGCAGGCGGAGAUCGCCACCUCCAGCGACAAAGUGCAGGAGGAGAUCGAGGAGGGCAAGAGCCUCAUUUGCCUGCUGUGACGCCCUCUCGCCACCGGGGGGCGCCCUCGCCCCUUUUGUUUUUGUACAUAGUCUGCCAGGGGAAGCGCCACUCUGCCAACAUGAAACUACUCCGCUCCACAGUGGACCUACGGAAUGUAGUGUGUGUGUGUGUGUGUGUGUGUGUGUGUGUGUGUGUGUGUGUGUGUGUGUGUGUGUGUGUGUGUGUGUGUGUGUGUGUGUGUGUGUGUGUUUGUGUCUGUGUCUGUGUGUUUGUGUCUGUGUGUGUGUGUGAGACCCUUGAAAUGUAAGGCCAGAGGGGAUUCUUCAGUCCGCGCAGGUUCAGCAUCCCGGGGGACAGAGACUGUGUCGCCGUGGCAACCGUCACUGAAGACCCUCCACGUCCGUGUUUCGGUAAAGAACUUUUUUUUUUAAUUGUUUUUUUUUUUCUCUUGUUGUCUCUCGUUGCCUAGCAACCUGUGAGUGGUGUGUGUGUGUGUCGGAGGAAGGGAGAUUAAAAGAGGAAAAAAAGGGGAAAA
Messenger RNA from Nerophis ophidion (straightnose pipefish), 1784 nucleotides. RefSeq names its product LHFPL tetraspan subfamily member 2a (gene lhfpl2a). Gene Ontology annotation, cellular component: membrane. The record is from RefSeq and is a predicted model, not a curated record. Lineage: Eukaryota; Metazoa; Chordata; Actinopteri; Syngnathiformes; Syngnathidae. Bases 607 to 1287 code for a protein of 226 amino acids. The transcript has 5 exons.